AUGGCUCCCGCAGCAGUUGAAGCACCUGUGGUCAUCCACGAUGUCCCUAUCAAGACCAAGGUUCAACAGACCAUUCCCCUCGCUGGAACAUUGGACCAGUUUGAGUCUUUCGACAUCACACCAGUCAUUGGUCGUGAAUUCCCCAAGGCCAAUCUCGUAGACUGGCUCAAUUCCCCCAACUCCGAUGACCUUAUUCGAGAGCUUGCCGUCACCAUUUCACAGCGUGGUGUCGUCUUCUUCCGUGCCCAGGACAACCUCACCAACGACCUCCAGAAGGAGCUUAUCCUCAGACUUGGCAAAUUGACUGGACGACCUGCCACAUCUGGCCUGCAUAUCCACCCUCUCUUGAACAAUGAGCGAGAACUUGGUGGCAAUGACCCCGAGAUUAGCACCAUCAGCUCCGUUCAGUUCGACAAGUACUACAAGCAAACCAAGCCCGAUGAACUUAGCCCCAAGAGGCAAAAGGCCGCUGGCUGGCACAGUGAUAUUGCCUUUGAGCCUGUUCCUGCUGAUUACACUUCUCUCCGACUUGUUAAGCUUCCUAAGACUGGAGGUGAUACUCUCUGGGCCUCUGGUUAUGAAAUCUAUGACCGUAUUAGCGAGCCUUACCAGAAAUUCCUUGAGUCCUUGACUGCUACCUUUGAGCAGCCCGGCUUCGGUGACAUUGCCAAGCGAUCCGGUUUCGAGCUGUAUGACAAGCCUCGUGGUGCUCCUGAGAACGUGGGUUCUGAGCUCAAGGCUAUUCACCCUGUUGUUCGAACCAACCCUGUCACCGGAUGGAAGAGCAUCUUCCCAGUUGGUGGCCACGUUAAGCAUAUCAACGGUCUGACCGAUGAAGAGAGCAAGAAGCUCCUGCAGUGGUUCUUGGAUCUCGUUCACGACGGCCAUGACCUACAAGUCCGUUUCAGGUGGCAGAACCCCAAUGAUAUCGCCAUCUGGGAUAACAGGAGUGUCUUCCACACUGCUACCUAUGAUUAUAACGGUUUGGGCGAGCGUUUCGGAAAUAGAGCCGUCGGGCUGGGAGAACGUCCAUACCUUGAUCCCAAUAGCUCAUCCAGACGUGAAGCAUUGAGCAAGCAAGCAUGA
Messenger RNA from Trichoderma breve, 1086 nucleotides. RefSeq names its product taurine catabolism dioxygenase tauD, tfdA family domain-containing protein. The transcript has 4 exons. NCBI's taxonomy places the organism in Eukaryota, Fungi, Ascomycota, Sordariomycetes, Hypocreales, Hypocreaceae. Gene Ontology annotation, cellular component: cytoplasm. Gene Ontology annotation, molecular function: 2-oxoglutarate-dependent dioxygenase activity. The record is from RefSeq and is a predicted model, not a curated record. The coding region runs from base 1 to 1086 and encodes 361 amino acids.